GAGUCGUGCAGUUAUGCAAUGGUCUCUGCAAGAUGGUUUAUUCUUGAAUUGGAGCUUUCUAAGACUGACAAAUGCUGGUAUUUCAUCUUCUAUAAGUGGACUAUAAUUUCUUUUGUCAAGACAACUACAUAAGCAGACAAAAUUGCAAAGAUCUGUCCUGUGUAGAGUAUGACAGCCACUACUCGUGGCUCUCCAGUCGAUGGGAAUGACAACCAGGGCCAGGCUCCUGAUGGCCAGUCUCAGCUCCCCCUCCAACAGAAUCAGACUUCAUCACCUGAUUCUUCCAAUGAAAAUUCCCCAGCAACUCCCCCAAAUGAACAAAGGCAAGGUGAUGCCCCACCACGGAUUGAAGAUGAGGAACCUGCAUUUCCACAUACUGACUUGGCAAAGUUGGAUGAUAUGAUCGAUAGGCCUCAAUGGGUGGUUCCAGUUUUGCCAAAAGGGGAAUUAGAAGUACUUUUAGAAGCUGCUAUUGAUCUUAGUAAGAAAGGCCUUGAUGUUAAAAGUGAAGCAUGUCAGCGAUUCUUUCGAGAUGGGCUAACAAUAUCAUUCACUAAAAUCCUUACAGAUGAAGCAGUGAGUGGCUGGAAGUUUGAAAUUCAUAGAUGUAUUAUUAAUAAUACUCAUUGGCUAGUGGAGUUAUGUGUGGCCAAGCUGUCCCAAGACUGGUUUCCACUUCUAGAACUUGCCAUGGCCUUAAAUCCUCAUUGCAAAUUUCAUAUCUACAAUGGUACACACCCAUGUGAAUCAGCUUCCUCAAGUGUUCAGUUGCCUGUAGAUGAAUCUUCUCCAAACCCUCGAUCACCAAAAGGUUGGCUAGUGGAUCUUCUUAACAAAUUUGGCACUUUAAAUGGGUUCCAGAUAUUGCAUGAUCGAUUUAUUAAUGGAUCAGCAUUAAACGUCCAAAUAAUUGCAGCCCUUAUUAAACCCUUUGGACAAUGCUAUGAGUUUCUCACUCUUCAUAUAGUGAAAAAGUACUUUCUUCCAAUAAUAGAAAUGGUUCCACAGUUUUUAGAAAAGUUAACUGAUGAAGAACUGAAGAAAGAAGCAAAGAAUGAAACCAAAAAUGAUGCCCUUUCCAUGAUCAUUAAAUCUUUGAUGAAUUUAGCUUCAAGGGUUCUGGGACAAGAAGAAACUGUAAAAAACUUAGAAAUAUUUAGGUUAAAAAUGAUACUUAGAUUACUACAAAUUUCUUCUUUCAAUGGGAAGAUGAAUGCACUGAAUGAAGUUAAUAAGGUGAUUUCUAGUGUAUCAUGCUACACCCAGCAGCAUGGUAAUACUGAGGAGGAAGAGUGGCUCACAGCUGAACAAAUGGCAGAAUGGAUACAGCAGAACAAUAUUUUAUCUAUAGUCUUGCAAGAUAGUCUUCAUCAGCCACAGUAUGCAGAGAAGCUAGAGAAGAUUCUUAGUUUUGUCAUCAAAGAAAAAGCUCUGACCUUGGAAGAUCUUGAUAAUAUCUGGGCAGCACAGGCAGGGAAACAUGAAGCCAUUGUGAAGAAUGUACAUGAUCUACUGCCAAAAUUGGCAUGGGAUUUUUCACCUGAACAACUUGAUCAUCUUUUUUAUUGCUUUAAGGCUAAUUGGACAAACGCAAGUAAAAAGCAACAUGAAAAGCUACUUGAGCUGAUUCGUCGUCUUACAGAAGACGAUAAAGAUGGUGUGAUGGCACACAAAGUGUUGAACCUUCUGUGGAAUCUAGCCCACAGCGAUGAUAUGCCUGUAGAUAUCAUGGACCUGGCUCUUAGUGCCCACAUAAAAAUACUAGAUUAUAGUUGUUCCCAGGACCGUGACAUACAAAAGAUCCAGUGGAUAAAUCGCUUUAUAGAAGAACUUCGCACAAAUGACAAAUGGGUCAUUCCUGCACUGAAGCAAGUUAGAGAAAUUUGUAGUUUGUUUGGUGAAGCACCUCAAAAUUUGAGUCAAACUCAGCGAAGUCCUCACAUAUUUUAUCUCCAUGUUAAUCAACUUCAGCACAAUCAUGCCCUAGUUACUUUGGUAGCAGAAAACCUUGCAACUUACAUGGAAAGCAUGAGACUGUACGCUAGAGACCACAAAGACUAUGACCCACAAACUGUGAGGCUGGGAAGCAGAUACAGUCAUGUUUAAGAAGUCCAAGAAUGGCUAAACUUCCUUAGAUUUUUACUGAAGGAUGGCCAACUGUGGCUAUGUGCCCCUCAGGCAAAACAAAUAUGGAAAUGCUUAGCUGAGAAUGCAGUUUACCUUUGUGAUUGCAAAGCCUGUUUUAAAUGGUAUUCCAAAUUAAUGGGGGAUGAACCAGACUUAGAUCCUGAUAUUAAUAAGGACUUCUUUGAGCUUCAGCUUGAUCCUACCCUAUUAACUGAAAAUGGAAUGAAAUGUUUUGAGCGAUUCUUCAAAGCUGUGAAUUGUCGAGAAGGAAAACUAGUAGUGAAAAGGAGAGCCUAUAUGAUGGAUGAUUUGGAGUUGAUAGGAUUAGACUAUCUUUGGAGGGUCGUGAUUCAGAGUAAUGAUGAUAUUGCCAGCAGAGCUAUAGAUCUCCUUAAAGAGAUAUGUAUGAACCUUGCUCCAAGGCUGCAGGUCAAUCAGGUGGUGAUCCACAAAGACUUCAUUCAGUCUUGCUUUGAUCAUUUGAAAGCCUCUUAUGACACAUUGUGUGUUUUGGAUGGUGACAAAGACAGUAUUAAUUGUGCAAGACAGGAAGCUGUUCAAAUGGUUCAAGUAUUAACUGUUUUAAGAGAAUAUAUAAAUGAAUGUGACAGCGAUUAUCAUGAAGAAAGAACCAUUCUACCUAUGUCAAGAGCUUUUCACGGUAAACACCUCUCUUUUAUAGUUCGAUUUCCAAACCAGGGCAGACAGGUAGAUGACUUGGAAGUAUGGUCUCAUAUAAAUGAUACAGUUGGUUCAGUUCGACGAUGUAUUCUUAACCGCAUUAAAGCCAAUGUUGCCCAUACAAAAAUUGAGCUGUUUGUGGGUGGAGAGUUGAUAGAUCCUGGAGAUGAGCUGAUUGGACAACUAAACCUGAAAGAUAAAUCGCUAAUUACAGCCAAACUUACACAAAUCAGUUCCAAUAUGCCUUCAAGCCCUGAUAGCUCAUCUGAUUCUUCAACUGGAUCUCCUGGAAACCAUGGUAAUCAUUAUAGUGAUGGUCCUAAUCCUGAAGUAGAAAGCUGUUUACCUGGAGUGAUAAUGUCACUGCAUCCCAGAUAUGUCUCUUUCCUUUGGCAAGUUGCAGACGUAGGUAGCAGCCUAAAUAUGCCACCUCUUAGAGAUGGAGCAAGAGUGCUUAUGAAACUUAUGCCACCAGAUAGCACAACAAUAGAAAAAUUAAGAGCUAUUUGUUUAGACCAUGCCAAACUUGGAGAAAGCAGCCUUAGCCCAUCUCUUGACUCGCUUUUCUUUGGUCCUUCAGCUUCACAAGUGCUAUACCUAACAGAGGUAGUCUAUGCCUUGUUAAUGCCUGCUGGUGCACCUCUGGCAGAUGAUUCCUCUGAUUUUCAGUUUCACUUCUUGAAAAGUGGUGCCCUAUCCCCUGUCCUGAGUAUGCUAACCAGAAAUAACUUCCUACCAAAUGCAGAUAUGGAAACUCGAAGGGGUGCCUACCUCAAUGCUCUUAAAAUAGCCAAACUGUUGCUAACUGCCAUUGGCUAUGGCCACAUUCGGGCUAUGGCAGAAGCUUGUCAGCCAGGUGUAGAAGGCAUGAAUCCCAUGACAUCGGUCAAUCAAGUUACUCAUGAUCAAGCAGUGGUGCUGCAAAGUGCCCUUCAGAGCAUUCCUAACCCGUCAUCUGAGUGUAUGCUUAGAAAUGUGUCAGUUUGUCUUGCUCAGCAGAUAUCUGAUGAGGCUUCAAGAUACAUGCCUGAUAUUUGUGUGAUUAGCAUUCAGAAAAUUAUCUGGGCAUCAGGAUGUGGGGCAUUACAGCUAGUUUUUAGCCCAAAUGAAGAAAUCACUAAAAUUUAUAAGAAGACCAAUGUAGGCAAUGAGCUGGACUUGGAAGAUGAACAAGUCUGCCGUGAAGCAUUGGAAGUGAUGACGUUGUGUUUUGCUUUGAUUCCAACAGCCUUGGAUGCUCUAAAUAAAGAAAAGGCUUGGCAGACAUUCAUUAUUGACUUACUGUUGCACUGUCACAGCAAAACUGUUCAUCAGGUGGCACAGGAGCAGUUCUUUUUAAUGUGUACCAGAUGUUGUAUGGGACACAGGCCUCUGCUUCUCUUCAUUACUGUGCUCUUUACUGUUUUGAGGAGCACAGCUAGAGAAAGAGCUAAACAUUCAGGGGACUAGUUCACUCUCUUAAGACACCUUCUUAAUUAUGCUUACAACUGCAAUAUUAAUGUACCCAAUGCUGAAGUUCUUCUUAAUAAUGAAAUUGAUUGGCUUAAAAGAAUUAGUGAUGAUGUUAAAAGAACAGGUGAAACGGGUGUGGAAGAGACAAUCUUGGAAGGCCACCUUAGGGUAACAGAAGAGUUAUUGGCCUUUCAAACUCCUGAGAAGAAGUUUCAUAUUGGUUGUGAAAAAGAAGGUGCUAAUCUCAUUAAAGUUGAUGAUUUCGUCUUCCCUGCAUCCAGUGUUUACCUGCAGUAUAUGAGAAAUGGAGAGCUCCUAGCCAAACAGGCUAUCCCAGUCUGUAGUUCACUAGCUACAAUUAAUGCUGGUUUUGAGUUACUUGUGGCCUUGGCUGUUGGCUGUGUGAGGAAUCUCAAACAGAUAGUGGAUUCUUUGACUGAAAUGUAUUACAUUGGCACAGCAAUAACUACUUGUGAAGCACUUACUGAGUGGGAAUAUCUGCCACCUGUUGGACCCCACCCACCAAAAGGAUUUGUGGGGCUGAAAAAUGCUGGUGCUACUUGUUACAUGAAUUCUGUCAUUCAACAACUCUACAUGAUUCCCUCCAUCAGGAAUGGUAUUCUUGCAAUUGAAGGCACAGGUAGUGAUGUAGAUGAUAUGUCUGGGGAUGAGAAGCAGGACAAUGACAGCAAUGUUGAUCCCAGGGAUGAUGUAUUUAGAUACCCUCAAAAGUUUGAAGACAAACCGGCAUUAAGUAAAACAGAAGAUAGGAAAGAGUAUAAUAUUGGUAUCUUAAGACACCUUCAGGUCAUCUUUGGCCAUUUAGCAGCUUCUCGACUGCAAUACUAUGUGCCCAGAGGACUUUGGAAACAGUUCAGGCUUUGGGGUGAGCCUGUUAACCUCCGUGAACAACAUGAUGCUUUAGAAUUUUUUAAUUCAUUGGUGGAUAGUUUAGAUGAAGCUUUAAAAGCCUUAGGACAUCCAGCUAUGCUCAGUAAAGUCUUAGGAGGCUCCUUUGCUGAUCAGAAGAUUUGCCAAGGCUGCCCACAUAGGUACAAAUGUGAAGAAUCUUUUAUGACUCUGAAUGUAGACAUUAGAAAUCACCAAAACCUUCUUGAUUUUUUGGAACAGUAUUUCAAAGGAGAUUUAUUGGAUGGUGCAAAUGCAUAUCAUUGUGAAAAAUGCAAUAAAAUGGUUGAUACUGUAAGCUUGCUAAUUAAAAAAUUACCUCCUGUUCUUGCUAUCCAACUCAAAUGAUUUGACUAUGACUAGGAAAGAGAAUGUGCAAUCAAGUUCAAUGAUUAUUUCGAAUUUCCCCAAGAGCUGGACAUGGAACCUUACACAGUUGCAGGAGUUGCUAAGCUGGAGGGAGAUAAUGUAAACCCUGAGAGUCAGUUGAUACAACAGAAUGAGCAGUCUGAACGUGAGACAGCAGGAAGCACAAAGUACAGAUUUAUGGGUGUGCUUGUACACAGUGGUCAAGCAAGUGGAGGACAGUAUUAUUCUUACAUAAUUCAGAGGAAUGGUGGAGAUGGUGAGAGAAAUUGCUGGUAUAAAUUCGAUGAUGGAGAUGUAACAGAGUGUAAAAUGGAUGAUGAUGAAGAAAUGAAAAACCAGUGUUUUGGGCCGGGGAUUUAGCUCAGUGAGUACAUGGGUGAAGUGUUUGAUCACAUGAUAAAGCACAUGUCAUACAGGCAUCAGAAAAGGUGGUGGAAUGCUUAUAUACUUUUUUAUGAACGAAUGGACACAAUAGACCAAGACAACGAGUUGGUAAGAUAUAUAUCGCUUGCUGUCACCACAAGACCCCAUCAGAUUGUUAUGCCAUCAGCCAUUGAGAGAAGUGUACACAGACAGAAUGUCCAAUUCAUGCAUAACCGAAUGCAGUACAGUCUGGAGUAUUUCCAGUUUAUGAAAAAACUGCUUACAUGUAAUGGUGUUUACUUAAACCCUCCUCCAGGGCAAGAUCACCUGUUGCCUGAAGCAGAAGAAAUUACUAUGAUUAGUAUUCAACUUGUUGCUAGGUUCCUCUUUACUACAGGGUUUCACACAGAGAAAAUAGUCCGUGGCUCUGCCAGCGAUUGGUAUGAUGCGUUGUGUAUUCUCCUUCAUCACAGCAAGAAUGUACGUUUUGGGUUUGUUCAUAAUGUCCUUUUUAAUGUUUCAAAUCGCUUCUCUGAAUGCCUUUUGGAAUGCCCUAGUGCAGAAGUGAGAGGUGCAUUUGCAAAACUUAUAGUUUUUAUUGCACACUUUUCCUUGCAAGAUGGACCAUGUCCUUCACCUUUUGCAUCUCCUGGACCUUCUAGUCAGGCUUAUGACAAUGUAAGCUUGAGUGAUCACUUACUAAGAGCAGUCCUAAAUCUCUUAAGAAGGGAAGUUUCAGAACAUGGACGUCAUUUACAGCAGUAUUUCAACUUGUUUGUGAUGUAUGCCAAUUUAGGUGUGGCAGAGAAGACACAGCUGCUGAAACUGAGAGUACCUGCUACCUUUAUGCUUGUGUCUUUAGAUGACAGCCCAGGCCCUCCGAUCAAGUAUCAGUAUGCUGAGUUAGGCAAAUUAUACUCGGUAGUAUCACAGCUAACGUGUUGCAAUGUCUCAUCAAGAAUACAGUCUUCAAUCAAUGGUAAUCCUCCUCUUCCCAAUCCUUUUGGCGAUCCUAACUUAUCACAGCCUAUAAUGCCAAAUCAGCAGAAUGUGGCAGACAUUUUAUUUGUGAGAACAAGUUAUGUGAAGAAAAUUAUCGAAGACAGCAGUAACUCAGAAGAAACUGUCAAAUUACUUCACUUCUGCUGCUGGGAGAAUCCUCAGUUCUCAUCUACUGUCCUCAGUGAACUUCUCUGGCAGGUUGCUUAUUCCUAUACCUAUGAACUCUGACCCUAUCUGGAUCUACUUUUGCAAAUCUUACUGAUUGAGGAUUCCUGGCAGACUCACAGAAUUCAUAAUGCUCUUAAAGGAAUUCCAGAUGACCGAGACGGACUAUUUGACACAAUCCAGCGCUCUAUGAAUCACUAUCAAAAAAGAGCAUACCAGUGUAUAAAAUGUAUGGUAGCACUCUUUAGCAAUUGUCCUGUUGCUUACCAAAUCCUACAGGGCAAUGGAGAUCUUAAAAGGAAGUGGACCUGGGCAGUGGAAUGGCUUGGAGAUGAACUUGAAAGAAGACCAUACAUUGCCAAUCCUCAAUACACUUACAACUGGUCUCCUCCAGUGCAGAGCAAUGAAACCUCAAAUGGCUAUUUCUUGGAGAGGUCACAUAGUGAGAUGACACUUGCAAAAGCUUGUGAACUCUGUUCAGAGGAGGAUCCAGACAACCAAGAUGCCCCAGAUGAGCAUGAGUCACCUCCACCUGAAGAGGCUCCAUUGUACCUCCAUUCACCUGAAUCUCAGUAUCAACAGAAUAAACAUGUGCAUGGACAGCCAUAUACAGGCCCAGCAGCACAUCACAUGAACAACCCUCAGAGAAUUGGCCAGCAAGCACAGGAAAACUACGAAGGCAGUGAAGAAGUAUCCCCACCUCAAACCAAGGAUCAGUGAAAUGCAUAUAAUAAACUGGUUCCCUCUAGACUGUGCACCCAGGCCUUAUAGUCCAACCUUUUUUCUGUGUCUAGCUAAUAUUUAAAACUAGAAAAAAUAUUCCUGAUCAACAUGGAGUGGAGAGUUUAUUCACUGUCUUAUCUGCAGAAAUUUGCUGUCAAUAUAUAACCCACCUGCAGUGGAAAGUGUAUAGCAUUUUGUAAUAAAUGGCCUGAUGCUAAUGUGUAAAUGGCAAAGGUGUAUAUAGUAUAUUAAUAUUGACUGUUAAUUCUUAAGCAAGAAACUUUUUUCUUGAUGAGACUCCCAGAUCUACAAAAACUACAAGUGUUUGCCUGCCUCUUGGCAAUUGGAUCAACUCCUUUACAAAAACAAAAACCAACAGCAACAAAACAGCCCAUUCAUGUCAGCCACACCAAUAGUUUCUUGUUAAUUCUUUGCCACUGGAAUCACUUUUACUAUGAGCAAUGUAAGGCUGGUAACUUUUAUUUGGUUGAUGAGGAAAUUGGUGAUGUAACAUUGUUUCUAGAUAUUUUUCAUUGCCUUUUUUAUUCUGAUAUUAGGUUAAUCACUUUGAAGCUAUAGUUAUGCUGCAACAUGUAGCAUGGCUUCACACCAAGUUAGUGUAGCCAAUGAGGACAAAAUUACCACAAUGACUGCAGCUGUCUUGGCGUGAGGGCUGAAUUGGUCAGCUUUUCCUCCUUACACCUAGAAUAUAAAAUAUGAGAUAAGGGAGAGAUGUGACAAACAGGCCGUUUUCAGUUGCACGUAGGCUCCUUCUUUCUGUUUAACAGUUGAGUCUCUGGGUGGGAUGAAGAACACUUAAAUAUCAGUAAUGGGAAUUUAAAACAAAUAUGCAAACAGUUUGCUAUGCCAGGAUGCUGGAGCAUAAUAGAAGACUGUAUUUGGUGUGAUUGUUUGUUUCUUACAGCUUAUUAGGUGAAUCUUCUACAACUUUCCUUCUGCUGGAUCCCAGUGAUGUGGAAGUUAUCAGAAUCCCACAGUACUUGGAGUACCUCUGCACCAAGAUGUCUGGCUGAUUUUCUGCUCAGUCACAAUUUUACUUGAAAGCAAGAAUUGUCCUAGCUCCUUUCAUUAUUCCAAAAAUUUUAACAUUCACAGCAGGGUCUAAUUAAAAAAGAAACUACUGGUUAGUUAAUUGAGUUAUCAUAAUUUCAGAAUAAACAUGAUUAAAGACAAGGAACUAAUCAGUGAAUACUGUAUUUAAAAGAAUUGGUGGCUUGAAUGUGUGUAAUUUUUUGGAAACUGUCUAAACACCAAAUACCCCCUGCAAACAGAUACAGCCCACCCUAUUCUAUUUAAAUAUUUUGCUGUUUUAUUUUAUAGAAAUUAUUUUGCUGAAUUCACAAAUAGAAUUUGAUUUAAGAA
Heterocephalus glaber (naked mole-rat) is the source of this 9174-nucleotide messenger RNA. Its product is annotated as ubiquitin carboxyl-terminal hydrolase 9X-like. The record is from RefSeq and is a predicted model, not a curated record. NCBI's taxonomy places the organism in Eukaryota, Metazoa, Chordata, Mammalia, Rodentia, Bathyergidae. Gene Ontology annotation, biological process: cell migration; protein deubiquitination. Gene Ontology annotation, cellular component: nucleus; cytosol. Gene Ontology annotation, molecular function: cysteine-type deubiquitinase activity.